Molecule: messenger RNA, 1423 nt
Organism: Octopus sinensis (East Asian common octopus)
Lineage: Eukaryota; Metazoa; Mollusca; Cephalopoda; Octopoda; Octopodidae
Product: endoplasmic reticulum metallopeptidase 1-like
Exons: 3
Coding region: 170-1423 (417 amino acids)
Biological process (GO): proteolysis
Molecular function (GO): metalloexopeptidase activity
Source: RefSeq, a predicted model, not a curated record
UAAAGUGCCCACCCAAUUCUUGAUUUCUUUAAUCACAUUUUUGAGUGCCAUCUCUCUUUGCUGGUGGAUCUCAUCAUUUGCAUUAUACCAGAACUGUCCCAAACCCGACAUUCGGUCAACGAAACCAACCGACUUUAACGUGUCGAAUGCCCGAACUCUGCUCACACAAAUGACAAAUUUUGGAGUGAAAAAUUCAGGGAGCAAUGCGAACGAGAAUGUGACUGUCCAAUUCAUACUGGAAACAGUCAAGAAGAUUAUCAACAGUCCACAGAACUCCAAGAAUAUAGUAUAUGACUUACAAGUGGUCUCGGGGACUUUUUUAUUAAAUUUCGUGGAAAGCUUCAUCUCGGUCUACGAUAAAGUGCAGAAUAUUGUCGUACGUGUGGGACAGUCGAGUGACUGUCUGCUAAUAAAUUGUCACUUUGACAGCGCACUGUCGAGGGCGAGCGACGACUUGAUCAGUUGUGCCAAUAUGCUGGAAGUGUUGAGAAUUGUCUCUCUACAAGCCACGGAUGCUCGAAAUUGCCUAAUCUUCCUUUUCAAUGGGGCGGAAGAGAAUAUAUUGCAGGCCAGUCACGGCUUCAUUACCAAACACCCCUGGUUUAAGGACGUGCGGGGGGUCGUCAAUCUGGAAGCGUCGGGGUCAGGGGGGAAUCAAUAUUAUUCAGGUCCGGGCACAUCUUGGCUGCUGUACCUCUACCGAGAUUCGGUCCCCUACCCAUAUGGCACUGCUGCAGGACAGGACUUGUUUCAAAGCGGACUUAUUCCUUCCGACACGGACUACCGCAUUUUUCGGGAUUACGGAAAUGUUUCGGGUUGUUUUUUCUACUCAUUCACAGGCCUUGAUUUGGCUUUCUUCACCAAUGGGUAUGUCUAUCACACGCCCGACGACACGGACACGCGUAUUGAUGACUGCACAAUCUCCAAGGCAGGUACUCCCUUCUCACUCCCAGGCAUUAAUUUGCUUGCCCUCACCAAAGCUUUCCUCGUUCAACCACACUUUUAUUCGACUGACCAAAAGCUGGCCUAUUUUGAAGUCGCCUCGACCUAUUUUUUUGUGCUUCCUCAAUCGCUGGUCAGUUUUCUUUGUCUUGGGGCCUUGGUCUUUGCCUUGUGUUCCACUUACUAUGGAGUGAUGCGUCAUAACUACAGUUGUCCUCUCUACCCAUUUGUAGUGCUUAGAAUGAGAUACAGUCUUAUAUAUACCACUGCAGUCUUUCUUGUCAUUGCCACUUUCCUUGCAUCAUUUGGCAUCAACUAUUUUCUCUCACGUCUGUUCCAUGCCCUCUCUCUUCACAUGACUUGGUUUGCUCUCAAUUUCAAUUUGGUGCUCUACGCAGUACCCCCAUUCCUGGUUGUUCUAUCAUUCCACCACCUGAACGCACUCAUUUGGAACUCGGUCAUUUACAUUCGCAUUAUUUGA